AGCACAGACACGGCAUAUUUUUGCGACUCUCUUUUCUUUUCGUCGCUGUGUCUGAAGCGUGAUGAUUAGAUAAGGCUCCGGUUCAUAGUACGUUCGAGAUGCAGACCUCAUAAGAGACCGGGAUGACCGAGGCCCAGGCGCAGUUAAAGCUGUGUAUGCAGAUUUAGCGGACGAAGUCACUUCUUCUGCGUGAUCUGCUGUUCACGACACCGACGCUCUUGCAUUGUGUAUGUUACCCCGAAUAGUUUCUUUCGCUAGUAGCGAGAAUCGCAUUCGCGACAAUCUGUUCAAAAAUAUACUCGGGAUAGUACGCGAGAAAAAUUGAUUUGUCAUCAGAAAACUAUCUCUUCAAUCUCGUUUCAUUCGUAUCUUCCUAUUCUUUCCUGAAAUAAUCAACCGGUUCAAGAUCUCAAGAGGUAUGAGUCCUGGGUAUAAGGAUUUCUACAAAUCGGCUUGGCCACUUUAUUCGUAAAACCUCUUUCUCUUCGAGGAAGAAGGUUUUUAAAGUGAGAUCGAACAAAAGUGGAAGAUGCCCGCCUGUUCGAGCGAGAAUACCUCAACAUUAUGGUCAACCAGUCCACCGAUGUCGCGAAGCAACAGUGUGUCGCCACCAUUAGCACCAGGCUCACCGGUGUCCACGUCGCCGCCGCGAAUGUCGUCGCCCGUGUCCAUGUUGAAACGUUCAACGUCGCAUAUACACGUUACGACGUCCAACCCGCCGCCGGCUAUCCUCUCCCGGGUGUCAUCGACCUCGAGUUUGCCAACGGUGAUAAUCUCCCAGAGACGACAGCAGCAACGUCAACAGCAGCAGCAGCAGACGAUCCAUCAAGGUCGGAGCAACAUCGAGCGAAAUCGCGGUUUUUUUCUGUCGUGGAUUCUGUCCUGGUACUUUGGUCUGCUGUCGAGCCUAUUUCGGGGUGUCUUCAACGUCAUCGGUUACGUGGUCUGGGCGCCUGCUCUAUGGGCUUCGGCCUGGGUCUACCUGUUCUGGGUGAUUCUGCAACUUCCACUCACCGCACUCAAAUGGUUCAUCACCGUGUUGCACACCCCGGCGUACGAAAGAUCUCGCAAUAAGCGGUGCGUCCUCAUCAGCGGUGGUAGCACGGUGCAAGCGGUUCAUCUGGCGCGGAACUUUUACAAAGCGGGCGCCCGGGUAGUGGUGUGCGAGUUCGACGGUCUGUUUGGCCUGGCCAGAUUCUCCACCGCCUGUUCCAAGUUUUACACGAUACCACGGCCCGGACCUAGAAACGUUGUUCAGUACAUAAAAGCGUUGCGGGACAUAGUUCAACGCGAAAAGGUGGCUUACUACAUACCGGUAAGCGCUGCCAGUACGGCUUACUACGACGCCUUGGCGAAGCCGCAUCUCGAGAUCGCCGGCUGCGAGUGCUUCGUGCCCGACGCCAGCGAGGUGACCGCCCUGGACGAUCCCUUGGAAAUGCUGCGACGUUGUCGCCUACUAGGUCUCCCGAUUCCGCAGCACUUUCUGCUGCGAUCGCAGCAAGACCUGUUCGCGCUUUACGAGCGAAACGCUUUUCACACCGGCAGGUACAUGAUGCUGGCCGCCGGUCCCGCUGGGAUGCGCGACCGAGCCAAGAUUCUGUUACCACCCACCGUCCAAGAGUUGAGGAAUCAGCGACAAAACGAGAUCAGCGACAGGCGACCCUGGGUGGUGAUCCGCGAUCCUGGCGGAGAUCACUUCAUUACCUGCACCACGCUGAAGGAGUCGCGGAUCGUGGCGAACGUGACGUGUCGCGUGGACGAGGAUCGGGGCGGCCUCGUCCCCGAGGAACGUCCGGAGAUCGCGCGGUGGCUUGAACGUUUCUUCGCGCGCUCCUUCGGUGGCAGAACCAACGGCCACGUGAGCUUCCGGCUGGCGGUCUCGGAGGAGACGGGCGAGCUCGUGUCCAUAGGUUGUCGCGUGGGCGUGGGUCUGCCCUACGUCUGCCAUACGGGGAUACAUCCGCGCCUGGUGUGGAAACCCUGCCGGCACUUUUCCAGGCAGAACUCGGCGGUCAGGUCAUCCAGCACCCUGGACAGGCAAUCGCUGUCCGACGCCGUGGCCAGCGCCCUCAAGCAACCGGUGACCGGCGAUCAGACGGCGUCCCAUCUCCUGGGCACAGUGCUCGACAAGAGGGAGUCUCUCUUCGUGUACUGGGAUCCUCUACCAUAUUGCGCCUAUUAUCACCUCCAGUUACCUUUCAGACGCGUCGCCGGAGUCAUCAGGACGCAGCAUAAUCCACCCCUAGCGGUGGUGCAAUAGAGCUUGUUGGAACAAGCACGACAGAAGUUCUUACUAGAGAUUCCCUGUCAAGAUUGCGUCUGAAUCUCUGCAGAUCUUUGAUCGUAUCUCCGAGAAUAAAUGAAUGUGCCAAAGAAGAGAGAUCCGAGGUGUUCCGUACUUACUUUUUUUGUGAGUGAUUGUGCAGAGUGUGAUAUAUUAUUUAUUGAAGAAGCGAUAUCCGUUCUUUUCCAUGCUUGAAACUCAUCGGUAGCAAAGAGCUACAUGUUCCCUUGUUACUUUACACAUCACCCUGUAACAUAAAUGAAUAUGGAUCUUUAAUGAUUAUACACGAUGCAUAUAGAGUAUGAGAAAAAAGGGAGAGAGAGAGCUUAUAUGUUUUUGUGUGUAUGUAUGUGUAUUCAUUUUACUUAUUGAUUAACAAUUGUAAUAAUGUUAUAAUACAAUAAUUAAUAUCUUGCCUAGAGAACGAGAGAGAAAGAAGAGAAGAAUGAUCCACGAGAAUCAAAAAAUACUCGAUAAGACACUCUUUAAAGACUCCUCAAAGAUGGAAAAUCGGUAAUCGCGUUUGCUCCAAGAUUUUAAUGAAACAAGAAAGUUAAAGCGAGUUAAAAAUAAAGAUACAAAGGUCAAGUUCGGCUGUAUCGGUUAAAAAGUCGAUUCCCCGUGUCGUCUUUGCUCGAUUGGGGAAGACGUACGAAGGAACGCGAACACACGCAUACAGAUGACAAAAAAACAUAUGUACAGAUCACGUGCUAUCAAUGCUGAUUGCGUUAAACGAGAGACUUUUGCGCCGCGCAAGAAAAAAAAUUACAAGAUCUCGUAUCGGUACAUUUUUAAUUCCUUACGUUCAGUUACAUUUAAUGACUUUCGUAUCAUUGAUGCAUAUGUAUGUAUCCGAAGUAGUUCAUUCGACAAAAUAGAUAUUUAUUUAUUAUUUUUUUCAUUCUCGAUAAAAGCUUUCAAAUGUUUCUUUUGGAAACUUGGGAUUGAACGUAUUGAAAUAGCGAUAGACUUAACAAGGCGAUCAAGGUUCGCCCUGAAUAAGUUAUUUUCACCAUGUAACUUUCGAUUAUUUUAAUAUAAUAUUAAGCAUCAUCAGUCAUGUUUCGUUAAUAAAUGUUUAAAGCAACAUUCAUGUGUAAUUAAAUCAUAUGCAAUGUAUAUAUUUUUAAUAACCCAAGCAGCAAACUGACGUAAUUUUAAUGUUUAGUGACAUCAUUCGACAUCAAAAUGACAUACGAUUGCUAUCUGGGAUUCCUUUGAAGAAACUAUAAAGUACGUCGUCUCAUAUGAUUCUGCGUGAUGUCAAUUAUAUAGUCUCCGCAAUAAUUUUGCAACUAAUACAUAUGGAUGUUUCUAUUUUUGUUGAUUUAUCGAAUGUAAAAUAGAUCGAUUAUUAAAGUCUUGAUAUAAAGAAAGUUACAAAAAUUAAAAAUAAAAAGUUCGCAUAAACAGCA
Nylanderia fulva is the source of this 3699-nucleotide messenger RNA. RefSeq lists its product as uncharacterized. The record is from RefSeq and is a predicted model, not a curated record. NCBI's taxonomy places the organism in Eukaryota, Metazoa, Arthropoda, Insecta, Hymenoptera, Formicidae.